AGAGGCCCAACAGGGAAUUGCUCAGAAAAUGAAAGCUAUGGGGGGAAGUGACGAUGAGAUGUCUUCAAAGUCUCCCAGAGAUGGUGGAGGACAGUCCAUUCUUUCCUCAGGAGAUGAGGAGAAAGUAAUAGAGCUAAUAGGACAAAAGAAUGAUGUUAAAUCUUAUGCUUCUCCUAAAUGUUUUGAACUUUCUAAUGGCCGGGGAAUAAAUUUUGAUGAAACACAAGCAAUGCCUAAUAUAACCUUAUCUCCUUCACCCUCCAAAACAAUGAACAACCAUUCAGACACAGAAGAGAACAUGGAAGAUUUGGAGAAUAAAUUGUUUAUUUCCAGCAUCCGCCAUCUCUGGGAGAAUGAAGAGAAUGCAGGAAGAGACAAUCUUCAUUCUCCUCCUAAAGAGGAAAUCCAAACUAAACAUGUGAAAAGCAACACAGAUUGUAGUGAAUCAGAAUCCACACAGAAAGAGCUGGAAAAACCAGAGCCUGUAAAGAUGGAAGUGCUUGAGUUAGAGGACGUGAAUGAGGAGGAGGAGGACGACGAUGACAGUCUGAACUGGAAAGAAAUGGAGAAUGCAAUGAAAACAGAGCAGGAGAGGCUAGAGUUAGAUCAGGGCGAUCAGGAGUGGGACGUGAAAGUACAGAACAUAUCCAGGGACGUGUUACAGAAAGAGAGGCCAGUUCAGUCUUUCAGACCUGGUAUGGAAAUACUUUACACUCUGGAAAAUGACUCUGUCCUUCCAGAAAUCAACAAGAACCAUCCUUUGGUGGAGUCCGAAGGACUGGGCUUCCCUCUCGUCGAUCUGUUCCCGCUGGAUGGCUGCCCAGAGUCCGCUGUUUCAUCAGAACCACACACCCAAACAACAAAGGCAAAUGCUGCACUUGUGAGCCACAGCCCAAAGACACAGCCUGACGACGGAGAAUGGGAAUACUCUGGUGGAUGUGACCACAUUGACUGUGGGGAAGGCGGUGAACAAACCACUGAGAGAGGCAGCAAUGAGGGCAAGGGAAAUGCCGGGGAUGGGGAAAGUAUGUGGGCUUUGGGUGGUGAAGGAAUGGCAUUGCUUGUUGAAGAUUUAGCAGUCACUCCUGAUCCACACGACGUACACGAUUCUCAGGUUGUGGAUCACCCUGUUGAUGAUGAAGGCCAUAUUCUGGCCUCACCACCAGGGACCAUGAAUGUGACCAAUACAGUGCAGGGAGAUGCUGGCAAGGGAGUCAAAGACAGCACAGUAGAUUAUGCUAUGGUGGAAGGAGAACCCAAUUCCAUACAAGAGUCACUGGGUGCCACGAUCUGCAGAAAAGCCUCGGUACUGAGCAGUGACUUUAGAGAUAGCCAGACCCACCAAAAAAAGACCACCAGUAGUAUGGACUUCCAUGGAGAGACUGCUGGUUCUGUUCCAAAGAGUUUCCAAACGACACCGCCAGGUGAGGGUCUGCUCAGCGCAGACAAAGAGAGUGUAGGACUAAACCUUGUUUCAUCUCUGACUCCACGGGAUCCAGAGUCACCUCAGGCACAAGAUGCUGAUGUGAAUUAUCUGGAGAAAUUUCAGCAGCAUCUGAAGCCUCCGAUGAGGAGCUUUGUGUUUCUAGGCAAGGAAGUGGGAGGAGAGACACUUAACACAGUGCAAGAAACUACUCUGGAUGAGCCGCCUUGUCUUGUAGUUCUUGAGGAGAACAGACCAGAAUGGGAGCACAGUUCCGAGAUUCCUGCUUCUCCCAUUGCCAUAGCAACUCAUCGAGCUGAACUCCCAAAGACUUCGUCCCCAGUUCCCAUCCUCGAUCAACUACAGGGCCAUGAAGCAGUUUCCAGCCAGUUCAGUCAAUCCUCGCCACUUACACAGGAUUGCAGACAGCUUGCCUGGUGUAGAAUCCCUCCGCCCAAUGCAAACUCACAUGCCCAGACCUCAGAUCCUGAUCCUGAUCCUAAGCAUCCCACUCAAACCCUAGAAAUGCUGCCCUCUUCUAACCAAACAGGCCAGUUCUUUGCUGUUCAGCCCGCUUCUGUUGAAUUGCCUACAUUUUCAGCUCCCGUGCUUGACACUGAAGCUCCUGUCCCGCCACUAGCCUUAGAACCUGGGCCCAGCCAACUCCUAGAACAACUGUUCACUUUUGACUAUUCUCCACCCCUGGAGUAUGAUGCCAAACAUCUUGUGUCCAUGCCAGACCCUCUUCCACAAACCGGUCUUUGUGUAUGUCCCACUCCUAAUGCCAAUCUGUCCAUCCAACCCUUCAUAACUGACUCCAGACAGAUGAGGGAAGCUUCAGCUCCUGAGCUUGACACCAGCCUCUUCCUCCCUCAGCUUCCAGUCUUUGGGUUUAACAUGGAUCUCCACCCCCUGCCUCUUGCUUCUACCUCCAACCUACUUCCAACUACUGAUGACAACCAGUCUGUCCUACAAUCAGUAGAAUCCAGCCCAGCAACUAACUGCUUAGCAGGUGAUGCCCAGACACCUAAGAGUUUGCCCACUGCUAACUUGGUCUCCCAGACCUCAGGGUCUGUUCUUCAAGCCAAAAGCCAUGCCCAGAUCUUGAAUGCCCAUGGAAGAACAAAAGAAUCAACUCUAGUUCAUUUGGCCAAGCUGGAGGGUGAGGGAGCUCUGCAAGGCCAGGAAAACACACUGAGUGACUCGGGGGUCAGUCUGUUGGACACAAAUUCCAAUUUAUCCACAUUGAGAAACGAUCCAUCAGCCCUAGACCCUUCCUGUACUCCUGAAGUAACAGCCUACAUUACGGACAAGCAUGAAGGUAAAUCUUCAUCAGACCAUAGCUUACAGCCUUCCCUGGGGAGCCAGGAAACGCCUGAAGCUGUGGAGGGCAGAAUGCCCAAGCAGAUCCCCCCCAUGCUAGCAUUCACCAACCCAAUACACUUCCUCCAGCUUGGCCCCCCAUCCCCACCAACUACUAGGCACCCAUGCAGGCAACAUGCCAUCUCUCAGGGGCCACCACAGCAACAGGUGGCCAUCGCCAAGAUAGACAUGGUGAACUCUGCAAUAAUGGAGCAGAUGACAGAAGGCACUGGAAGGCUCUCUAAGGGCUUGGGAAAGCCAGAGGCGGAGCCAGUCCCUCCCAUGCUCCCGAGGAAGGAAGGGAAAGCCAAGCACCCACCCUUGGAGAAAUCUACCAGUUGUCCGAAUAGAAGUGUUAUUCGGUCAGACACAAAAGAUCCAGAGCACAACUCAAAGGCGCAAGAGGUGUUAACCAAGAUCCGAACGAAAAGCAAAGAUUGGCAUCGACAAGGCGUGAGGAAAGUCUCAAUACCAACAGAAAAUGUAUUAGCAGAAGCAAUAGCAUCUCUCGUCCCUCCGAGGGAGGAAGCCCCUUCACACAAAUACCCGCCAGACCACUCGGAUACAGCUCUUUACGGAGAGCAGAAAUCUGCAGAAACAGUGGAAAACAUCAAGAGAAGGCACUCCAAACUGAUCAAUUCAUCACAGCUGCUCUAUCAGGAAUACAGUGAUGUUGCACUGAACAAGGCCAUUCAAAACCAGAAAAGAGCAGAUUCCUUGUCCGAAGAACUUGAGCUUGCAUCCCCAGGAUCUCGAAACUCCCCAAAAUUAAGAAGGAAAGCACCCUAUUCCCAAGAUUCCUGCCUACAACGCCUGUCCGUCUCAUCCAGCGCAUCCCUCUGGCAGGACAUCCCCAUGGUCCGAGGGAGCACCAUGCUGCUAAGCAUGACUCGUGAAGAGCAGAAGUUGCAGGAGGCCAAGUUUGAACUGAUUGCAUCAGAGGCUUCAUACCUACGGAGUUUAAAUGUGGCCGUGGAUCAUUUCCAGCGCUCCUCGGAACUCCAAGCAGUCCUGACAAAUCAAGACAAACAGUGGCUUUUCUCCCGCCUACAAGAAGUACGGGAUGUUAGUGCCAAUUUCCUCUUUGAUUUGGAGGAGAAGCUUGAGGAAAACAUGUUCACCUUCAACGUGUGUGAUGUAGCUCUGAACCAUGCGCCGGAAUUUCGCCGGGUUUACCUGCCGUAUGUGACAAACCAGACCUACCAGGAGCAAACCUUUCGGAGGCUACUGAAUGGUGUUCCUCCCUUCCAGCAAGUCUUGGAGAAACUGGAAAGUGACCCAAUUUGUCAGCGCCUCUCCCUCAAGUCUUUCCUCAUCCUCCCAUUCCAGCGCAUCACACGACUGAAACUCUUGCUCCAGAACAUACUGAAAAGAACACGGCCUGGUGCUGACGAAGAAGUCCAAGCCACACAGGCAUAUGAUGCUCUUGAAAAGCUCAUCAAAGACUGCAACGAAAAUGUCCAGCGCAUGAAGAACACGGAGGAGUUAAUCUACUUAAGUCAGAAUAUGGUGUUUGAAUGCAAGAUUUUCCCACUUAUUUCUCAGUCCCGGCGGCUGGUGAAGCGUGGUGAGCUGACAGCACUGGAGUACAACCUGAGCUUGAAGUGGAAACUCACCACCCGCCCUAUCUACCUGCACCUCUUCAAUGAUUUUCUGCUCCUCUCUCGACCCAGGGAGAAUGGGCACUUCAUCGUAUUUGAUUAUGCCGCCUCCUCAGAAGUACGUGGAGAAAAGUGUGAAAUGAAACUGCAUGGAGCAAAUAAAAACGUUUUCCGUCUCUUCCUGCUGCAGAACAAUCAGGGGAAAAAAGUGGAGUUCCUCUUCCGUACAGAAACACAGAGUGAAAAACUCCGAUGGAUUUCUGCUCUUUCACCGCAGCAAGCAGAGCUUGAUCUUCUAGAUGACCCUGACGCACCUCAGGUUCAGUGUGUGAAGUCAUACAAAGCCCGUGAGAACGAUGAGUUGGCUCUGGAGAAGGCAGAUAUUGUGAUGGUCAUGCGGCAAAGUACUGAUGGAUGGAUUGAAGGAGUGAAGCUCUCAGAUGGCGAGAGAGGCUGGUUCCCUUCUGAACAGGUGGAGUUCAUCUCCAGCAAACAGGCACGCCAGAUGAAUUUGAAAGAAGAGCAGCGUGUCAAGAACGCCAAGCAGCAGGUCUUCCGCAGGAAAUAGGACCGCUUCUCCCCGGAACAAGAUACAGACCCCUGCCGAAGCAGAAACGGCUGCAUUGAAAAACAAACCCUCUGCAAAGGGGAACGUUCCUCCUGGCUGUGCGGGAAACAUUUUACUUCGCAAAGCAAGCAGGACUCACGGACAGAUUCUCUUCACAUGAAUCACCAGAAACAGACAAGGGAAAAGCUGCCUUCUUUCUUUUUUUUUUUGCUUAAAAGAAAGAAAUCUGAGAGCCCUGAGAAGUGGAUGUCAAGGACUUUUUGGGAAUCUCUUCUUGACUGCAUGAACUCCUCACCCGGAAACUCUGCUGCAUCUUCUUGCUUUGCAAAAUGUUUAUGGGGGAGGGGUUAACCUACCUCACCAAAAAAGUGAGGCUAAAAUAUUAGUAUUUCAAAUGCUUUGAAUUCCUGGGGGGAGAAGGCACUACAGAAAUGCAGAAAAAUAUUUUUUUCUGGAUAUUAUCAUGGAGAAGGGCUUUUCCCAUUUGAAAUGUUUCAUUUGUCUUGCCAAAUGUUCUCAGAGAGAAAAAAAUUGCAUGUGUAUAUAAAGGACAGAAGUAUCUCUG
Messenger RNA from Gekko japonicus, 5519 nucleotides. RefSeq lists its product as uncharacterized. Gene Ontology annotation, cellular component: nucleus; cytoplasm. Gene Ontology annotation, molecular function: guanyl-nucleotide exchange factor activity; protein binding. Lineage: Eukaryota; Metazoa; Chordata; Lepidosauria; Squamata; Gekkonidae. The coding region runs from base 29 to 4954 and encodes 1641 amino acids. Gene Ontology annotation, biological process: intracellular signal transduction; activation of GTPase activity. The transcript has 14 exons. The record is from RefSeq and is a predicted model, not a curated record.